Molecule: messenger RNA, 796 nt
Organism: Plectropomus leopardus (leopard coralgrouper)
Lineage: Eukaryota; Metazoa; Chordata; Actinopteri; Perciformes; Serranidae
Source: RefSeq, a predicted model, not a curated record
CUUAUGUCUUUUUUUCAAUCUCUGUAGAUGAAUUGGUUCAAGGGAUGGAAGAUCGAGCGCAAGGAAGGCAAUGCUUCUGGCACCACCCUGCUGGAGGCUCUGGAUGCCAUCCUGCCUCCCGCCCGCCCCACCGACAAGCCCCUCCGUCUGCCCCUGCAGGAUGUCUACAAAAUUGGAGGUAUUGGAACUGUCCCCGUCGGCCGUGUUGAGACCGGUGUCCUGAAGCCCGGUAUGGUCGUCACCUUUGCUCCCCCUGCCCUGACCACUGAGGUGAAGUCUGUGGAGAUGCACCACGAAUCUCUGCCUGAGGCUGUCCCUGGUGACAAUGUCGGUUUCAACAUCAAGAACGUGUCAGUCAAGGAAAUCCGUCGUGGAUACGUGGCUGGCGACAGCAAGAACGACCCACCCAAGGGAGCUGACAACUUCAAUGCUCAGGUCAUCAUCCUGAACCACCCUGGCCAGAUUAACGCUGGUUACGCCCCUGUGCUGGAUUGCCACACCGCUCACAUUGCCUGCAAGUUCACCGAACUGAUCGAGAAAAUUGACCGUCGUUCUGGCAAGAAGCUUGAGGACGCUCCCAAGUUUGUCAAGUCUGGAGACGCCGCCAUUGUCAAACUGGUCCCACAGAAGCCCAUGGUUGUGGAGCCCUUCUCCAACUACCCUCCCCUCGGUCGUUUUGCUGUGCGUGACAUGAGGCAGACAGUGGCCGUCGGUGUCAUCAAGGCUGUUGAGACCAAGGAAGUCUCUGGAAAGACAACCAAGGCUGCAGAGAAGGCUGCCAAGAAGAAAUGAAUGG